ACGCUUGGCCUGGCCAUGAGGCUCAGCGGGGGACAGUCUUCUCUUCUGACGGCACUGUUGCCACUGCUGACCUGCCUCCAUCUGGGGAUGAGUCUGGAGCGCAUCAGCUACGCGCCCCAGCUCUCAAGCGCCACCCUGGCAGGGAGACUUACCCAGCCCACCUUCACACUGGAGCAGCCGCAGGGCCAGUUCAGUCACCUUAACGUCGCCGACUUUGACGCCAUCUGGCUGGUGUUGGCCCACAGCCAUGCCACCCAGAGCUUCACUGCCCCACAGAGGGUGGAGGACACCCCGGUCCCUGCCAACUUGCCCCAGAGGGGCUACUACGUCACGCUGAGGACCAGCUGAGCACUCUACCCGGGCGGCCAGCCCGGCAACGAGCUCUGGGUCCUCCGUGUUGCCAACGAUACCCGCUGCUCCCCGAUGACAAGAGGCUGCCACCAACCCCUGCCGGGCCCGGGGCCCUACCGAGUGAAAUUUCUGGUGGUGAGAGACAGGGGACCCAUGGCUGAGACAGAGUGGUCCAGUGAGACCCACCUGCAGCAAGCCGAGGCACUCCAGGCUGCCCCAGGGCCCCACAGCGCGGGCACCGUGGUCAUCGUUGCCAUCUUGUCGGUCCUGCUGGCCGUCGUCCUCACCACCCUCCUCACCCUGCUCAUCUACACCUGCUACGACAGCUGUGGGAGCACGUCCAUCUCUGGCCCAGGGGAGCUGGCGUGCAUGAGAAGAUAUAACACCCACCACAUGUUCAGCCCUUCAGCCGAGGGGAGCUCCUGA
Messenger RNA from Delphinapterus leucas (beluga whale), 777 nucleotides. NCBI's taxonomy places the organism in Eukaryota, Metazoa, Chordata, Mammalia, Artiodactyla, Monodontidae. The record is from RefSeq and is a predicted model, not a curated record.